GGGUGGAGGCGAAGCUUUCCCGUCUUGUUUUCUCGUUUUUCUGGUCUGGCAAGUGUGAGCUCGUCUCCCGUUCGGCCGUGGUUCAAUCUCCCCUUUUUGGUGGUUUUUCUGUGGUUAAUAUUCAGUCCAAGGUGAGGGCCCUCCUUGGUCAAUGGGUGAGGAGAUUCGUCUCCUCCCCAUCCAGUUGGGUCGCUCUCAUGUCCUUUUGGUUUAACUCUUUGUUUGGUGUCUCUCCUCUUGUUGUGUUUUCUCGUCCUCUUAGUUUCGACCUCAGGGUCUUGCCGCCCUUCGAUCAAGCUCUGGUUUUGGCCUGGCGUAAGCUCGACGGGGCUUUCGCCACGUCAAAAAACUCUUUAGUCUACGGCUCUUCAUGCCCUCUUGUUUGUUCUCCCGUUCUUACUAUGUCUACCAAGUCUUGCUACCUAUAUCUUCUCUCUGAGAACAUGGUCCAGCCUUAUUGUGUCCUUAAGUUUCUAUUCAUCUAUCCCAACCUUGACUGGCCUGCCACGUGGCGUGCCCUAUCCUUCUUUUAUCUUGACCGUCGUGUCAUCGACCUAAAUUGGAAGAUUGCGCACGGCGUCCUGUACACCGCCCGGCGUCUCUCCUCUUUUGGUUUAUCUGUUCCUCUCUCGUGUUUUUGUGGACCCACGGUCGAGUCACUCAAGCAUUUGUUCUUCUACUGUCCACUUGCUCAGAGUGUUCUCGCCUGGGUCCAGUCCUUGCUGUUUUCCUUCUCUCCUAUGUGUCCUGCCAUCUCUUUACGUCAUGUCCUCUUUGGUUUCAACUCUAGUGAACUGGUUUCUGUCCCGCGUGUCUUUGUCUAUCUGCUCAAUGUUUCUAAGUUUUGUAUUUGGCGGAGUAGGAACGAUUUCCGUUUCCGUAACGUUCGUCCUGGCGCUGUGGCGGUGAUUGCUUCUAUCAAGGCCCGCCUGAAGUUUUAUUUACCAAUUUCCUUCAGGCGGUGCAAGUCUGACAGGCGUCGUCGCGUCUUCCAUCGUCAGUGGGGCGCCCGUGGCAUCAUAGCUUCAGUGGUAAACGACUCCCUUGUCUUUUCCAUUUAGUCCUGCUCCCCGUAGUUAUUUAGUUUCCUUUUUUGCUCGAAUGAGUGUGUCUCGGUUAGGCUCGUGCUGGGUCUCCUUUAUUGGUGUACUGCACAGUAGCCUCGUUCUUCUUUUGCUUGAGUGACGUGUGAUCUUUUGCUUGAGUGAGCGUGUCUUUGUGCUGCUUGUGCUGGGUCUCCUUCAUUGGUGUACUGCACAGUAGCCUAAUUGUUAGUAUCUGUUUCGUAACCCAUGGUGGGGUUCGAUUCCCCAGCGAGUUUGGUGUCUGGUGACCCUCGUUUCUGGUGGACCCCAACCCUAAGGCAUUGCACGCAAGCCAUGGGUGGGAUUAGUCCUGUUGGUCGGCGGGCAUUGCACACGCCCUUCAUCGGGGGCCCGGCCGUCCACCUUAAACAUAA
Stylophora pistillata is the source of this 1459-nucleotide messenger RNA. RefSeq lists its product as uncharacterized. The record is from RefSeq and is a predicted model, not a curated record. Lineage: Eukaryota; Metazoa; Cnidaria; Anthozoa; Scleractinia; Pocilloporidae.